UAGUAGUAGAGUUGUUGGUCUUCGUUCCACUGCUGCUGCUGCUGAUGAAGGAGGAGGAGGAGGAAGGAGGAAGGAGGGGGCUGGUGGAGGCAGGGAGGGAGGGAGGGAGGAGUAGAGGAAUAGUAGAGGAACAGAGCAAUAGCAGCAACAGCAGCAGCAGCAACGCUUCUCUUUCAGGAGGAGGAGGGAGGCGGACAAGAGAGAGCGGAAGGCGCGGCACAAGCCAGCAGCCAGCCUCUCUCUCUCGCUCAGAUCUUCCGUCGCCGGCUUUCGCUCGCUUGCUCGCUGUGUUGUUUUGCUUCCAGUCGUUUUCACACGUGCCCUGCGCUUGUUGUGGCGAACAGAUCUGGCUAUGGUUCAAUUAAAGAUCCUAAGCUAUAUUCUUCUGUAGGAUUUACGGUUUCGCUGGUUUGGGGAAUUUUCAGCUCAAUGUAUGCCGAUUGACGGCUUCGACUGCGUUGAUACUUCUAUUUCCCUCGCGCAGCCAUUCCUCGAAUAUUUUAAGUAUAUUGUGCCUUUCUACUUCUGCCUGAAUUUCGGUUGCCACUACCAUUCUAGUGUUGUCAACUCAAGAGAUGUUACUCACUUUCGUCCACCUCGCAUAACACAUACAUCAAAAUUAUUUGGGAUUGGGAUUUGCAGUUGAUACUUCGCUAGUGACGAUCUGAUCAAGAGAGGCCUGGUUACCAGGUUUGUUGAGGUGCUUACUUAUCUGACUUGAGGAUGGUAGAGUUUGUCAAGGAUGGAGCCACGGGCAUGGAGAAAGUCCUGCUGCGUGAGCCCGGGGGUGCAACCGCACAAAUUCAUCUUUACGGAGGGCACGUGACGUCAUGGAAAAAUGAGAAAGGGGAGGAGAUGCUUUUCUUGAGCUCCAAGGCUAUAUUUAGACCUCCAAAGGCAAUUCGCGGUGGUAUCCCAGUUUGUUUUCCUCAGUUUGGUGGAUUUGGUGCUCUGGAACAGCAUGGAUUUGCCAGAAAUCGGAUGUGGACUGUUGACCCGAAUCCGCCUCCUCCACCUCCUUUCGCAGGCACUGGCCCCAACAAGCCCUAUAUUGAUCUAGUUCUGAAGCCGGCGGACGAUGAGUUAAAGAUCUGGCCUCACAACUUCGAGCUCUACCAGAGAGUGAUGCUGGGGUUCCACGGUGAGCUCACCUCAAUUAUUCGAGUUCGAAAUACGGAUAACAAGCCUUUCACUUUCACCUUCGCGCUGCACACAUACCUGUCCGUCUCAGACAUCAGCGAGGUCCGUAUAGAGGGGCUCGAGACGUUAGAUUUCCUCGAUAAUUUGCGGGAUAAGGAAAGAUUAACAGAACAGGGAGAUGCGAUCACUUUUGAUUCUGAAGUAGAUCGCAUUUACAUGGGGACUCCUACGAAGAUAGCCGUUAUAGACCAUGAGAAGAAACGGACUUUUGUACUUAAGAAGGAGGGUCUUCCAGAUGCAGUGGUGUGGAAUCCCUGGGAGAAGAAAGCCAAAGCUAUGGCAGACUUUGGUGACGAUGAGUACAAGCACAUGUUGUGUUUAGAGGCAGCGGCUGUGGAGAAGCCGAUCACAUUGAAACCAGGGGAGGAAUGGAAAGCUCGUCAAGAAAUUUCGGCUGUGCCAUCGAGUUACUUCAGUGGCCAACUAGAUCCGUGUAAGGUCCUUAACGGGUGAUUUUUUUCCUUUUUCUUUUAUUUCCUUUUUCUUUUGUAGGUGUCUCGAUUGUUUGGUAGUGGUAGUGUUCAUCUGUUAUUGAAUAUAAUUUACAUUGGUUUUCAUCGAAGUAGAACCCUCAUACUAAUAGGUAGUAUGCCCCAUGUUUUUUGUACUUGCCGCACGAGAAACUCAAAAAAAACGUUCGACUUGAAUACGCACGAGGACAUAGUCAAUGUUGGCAACUUGCUACUGUCUUAUAUACACGACAUUUUUGAUCACUGGUCGGGAGCAGGAAGAUAGAUUCACGUUCAUAACCGUGGGAGUAAUGUACUUAACCUCUGUCCUAGUUGUCUACUUUCUUCGAGUCUGCUCUUAGCAAUUUGAUGUUGUGAUACCUUAAUGAAGGUUUCAACCUCAAUUAUUAGCCUCUAGAUAGGCAUCAUAGGUGGCGGGAUAUAUGGUGUAGGUGAAACUUUCAGACAUUUAUAUGUCUGAAAGUUGAGACAGACAUAUCUUUACAAGUUUCUCAACAAGUGAUCACUUCAAUUCUUUGUGGGUACUUCUGUGCCAACUGUAACGUCUGCUUUCAGGCGUGAAGUUGAGAAAUGUUAGCAUCACACUGAGAUUCAUAUUAGAGAAACAACAAUCGUCUAGAUAACCUCCCUUUUUGUCUAUGGGUACAUAUUUGCUCUGUUGAAGUAGCUUGUACAGUGUUGGAGAAAGGUUAUAUCCAGUUGCUAGAUUUUAAGGCUGUUAUGCUACAGCUUAACCCACUUUUUGUUGGCUUUAAUUUUGCGGCAACAAUCCGUGUAUCUAUUUUGAUGUUUUUACUUGAAGUCUCAAGUGCAAAUUA
Physcomitrium patens is the source of this 2488-nucleotide messenger RNA. RefSeq names its product putative glucose-6-phosphate 1-epimerase. The record is from RefSeq and is a predicted model, not a curated record. Lineage: Eukaryota; Viridiplantae; Streptophyta; Bryopsida; Funariales; Funariaceae. Gene Ontology annotation, cellular component: cytoplasm. Gene Ontology annotation, biological process: carbohydrate metabolic process. Gene Ontology annotation, molecular function: glucose-6-phosphate 1-epimerase activity; carbohydrate binding.